AUGUGUGUGUAGUCAUCAUGUGAUCAUACUAUGGGCUGGUUGAACAUGGACAAGUGUUGCCUACUUAGAUGAAAUAAAUAACUCUCACUUUACAUGUACUAAUGACAGCAGUCCAUCGAAAUAAUACUCAGCAAUCAUCUAAUGAUGUUUUGCCAGAAAAUUCAGCCGACGAACAAACAGAAAAGCUUUUCACAGGUGAACAUGACGAUGAUAAACAAAACGACUGCUCUUCUCCGGAUGACCAAACAAACCAUGUGGAAGCUGGAGUUUCAGCGGAUAAUAUAAAUGUAAAUCCAAAUAUAAAUACUAAUCCAAGAAGGUUUAGCUUCCGAAAACUAUGGGCUUUUACAGGUCCAGGUUUUCUGAUGAGUAUUGCUUACUUGGAUCCAGGUAAUAUAGAAUCUGACCUUCAGACAGGAGUCAUUGUUAAAUAUAAGUUAUUAUGGAUGUUGUUUUGGUCAACAUUCAUGGGUUUGAUAUUACAACUCCUGGCAGCUCGACUUGGAUCUGUCACUGGAGAGAACUUAGCCCAAGUCUGCAGAAAAGAAUAUCCCAAAUUCCCUCGCCUACUUCUCUGGAUAAUGAUUGAGUUAGCUAUUAUAGGCAGUGAUAUUCAAGAAGUCAUUGGUUCGGCAAUUGCAAUUAACCUCCUGUCAAAUGGAUUGGUUCCAAUAUGGGGCGGUGUUUUAAUCACUGGUUUGGACACAUUCACUUUUUUAUUCCUGGAAAAUGCAGGACUGAGAAUACUGGAAGGUUUCUUUGGUCUACUAAUCUCUAUAAUGGCAGUGUGUUUCAUGUACCUGUUCAUUAUUAUCAAGCCAGACUUUGUAGAAAUCAUGAAAGGUUUAGCCAUUCCGUGGUGUAAAGACUGUAGCAGAGAUGGUAUUCAACAAAUGGCUGGCAUUAUUGGAGCUGUUGUGAUGCCUCAUAAUAUAUAUCUUCACAGUGCUCUCGUUUUGUCUCGUAGUGUUGACCGAACGGACAAAAGAAAUAUCAAAGAAGCUAACAUGUAUUAUACCAUUGAAUCGUCUUUGGCCCUGUUCUUAUCAUUUAUCAUCAACAUGUUUGUGGUAACUGUCUUCGCUGCUGCAAACCUACCUGAUGGCACUGAUACACUUGCAAAAGCUGGAACAUGGUUAGCUACACACUUCAAUAUGCCUGCUUUAAAAAUUAUUUGGGCAGUUGGAGUUUUGGCUUCUGGACAAAGUUCAACUAUGACGGGAACUUAUACUGGACAGUUUGUCAUGGAGGGUUUCCUUAACAUCAGAUGGCCAAAAUGGCAGCGUGUACUGAUGACCCGAUCAAUUGCAAUGGUUCCAACGAUUUUGGUGGCAUUAUUAGCUCAGAAAUUCUUGGAUCCUUUGAACACUUGGUUAAAUGUGUUACAGAGUGUCGAAUUACCAUUUGCAUUGUUUCCCAUUCUUCACUUUACAAGCAGUUUGAAGAUAAUGAAUGAUUUCAAAAAUGGCAGAAUCCUGCAAGGUGUUGUGUGGUUCUUAGCCAUCUUAGACAUUGGUGUCAAUAUUUACCUGAUUAGCUUUUACAUCAACAGUGAAAGUCCUUGGUAUGUUUACUUGAUAACAGCCAUUGUUGGUCUACUGUAUUUCAUGUUUGUUUUAUACCUGGGUAUUGGGAGGAAGAAUUGCCUCAAAUUAAAGAUAUUUGUACUGAGAUGUCUUAGAAGAAUUUCUGAUUUGCCAGCCUUUGAACGAGAAGAACAAAUAGCCUAUGAAAUUUUAGAAGAACAAUAUUAAGCACCAGGAUUUUAAAGAAUAUUUCAAUUAUUUUAAUAAUAACUGGAAUUUAAUUGUCUUAAUAUAAUGUAGUCUUCUAUGACAAAAUGGAAAAGAAUUUGUCAACUGUCCAACACUUAAUUUCUGCAAAGAAAUAUGCUUUUUUGGAGAAUAUACAGUUUUCCAAAUAAACUGUUCUAAUUUUAUAGAAUUCUCUUAAGAAAAAUGGAAAUUGUUUUGGAAAGUAGAAACC
Messenger RNA from Octopus sinensis (East Asian common octopus), 1986 nucleotides. RefSeq names its product natural resistance-associated macrophage protein 2. NCBI's taxonomy places the organism in Eukaryota, Metazoa, Mollusca, Cephalopoda, Octopoda, Octopodidae. Gene Ontology annotation, biological process: metal ion transport. Gene Ontology annotation, molecular function: cadmium ion transmembrane transporter activity; manganese ion transmembrane transporter activity; iron ion transmembrane transporter activity. Bases 102 to 1754 code for a protein of 550 amino acids. The transcript is spliced from 15 exons. Gene Ontology annotation, cellular component: membrane. The record is from RefSeq and is a predicted model, not a curated record.